Colletotrichum karsti is the source of this 1674-nucleotide messenger RNA. RefSeq lists its product as uncharacterized. Gene Ontology annotation, molecular function: DNA binding; zinc ion binding. NCBI's taxonomy places the organism in Eukaryota, Fungi, Ascomycota, Sordariomycetes, Glomerellales, Glomerellaceae. The record is from RefSeq and is a predicted model, not a curated record. Bases 1 to 1674 code for a protein of 557 amino acids. Gene Ontology annotation, cellular component: nucleus. Gene Ontology annotation, biological process: DNA-templated transcription. The transcript has 4 exons.
AUGUCUCUCUCAGACGUCGACAUGGGUUCACAGUCCGCUGAGAUGAGCUCUCCUCUGGACGAGAUUGUUGUGAAUGCAGACUGCGUAGACUCGGCCCAUUCAGCUUGCCUGGUUGUUCCUCCACAGAGUGCCGAAUUGCUCGCGCCGGCUUCAUUAGACGCAAAACCCGAUCAUAAUGCCCAGAUUAUCGGCCUCAGCGGCGAGUCUGACCCAUACUUGCUCCAACAUUAUCGCUUUGACGAGAGUGAUGAAUGUGCUUUCCAGCAGUUGCGUAUCAGGAAUAUGGGCGUGGAUGAUGGGGUUCCUGUCCAGUUUAUGGUACAGCACAACUCGCUAGCAAGCAGAGCACAGCCCGGAGACUUUGGGCUCAACGAAUCCGACAUCAAAAACGAAGUUGCUAGCAUGGUUUCCGAUGACGUAGGCAAAAGACUUCUAAAUCUGUUCUGGCGUUAUGUCCAGCCAUACUUUCCAAUCGUGUCAGUUGAAAACACCAUGAGCGAACUGAACGGUGAACCAUCAUCGCUACCGACGUGUCUCAUGGCUGCAAUGUAUGGACAUACUCUUCCAUUCUGCGUCUUUGAUGACAAGCUUUGUGUCGAUGUCUACACGCCCCCUUCAGCGGACCACCUCUUCAAGCUCGCUUGGAUGGCGGCCUUAUCCCAAUAUCACACACCCUCAUUAGCUACAGUACAGACCAUGCUGCUGUUGAUCCAACGACGGCCAACCAACAAACAUGUGGCAGACACGCCGUUCAAAUGGGUAAUGCUGGCAGACACGGUGGCCCUUGCUCAAUGCCUCGGCCUCAACCUGGACCCGAUGGAUUGGUCGAUACCUCAGUGGGAAAAGCGACUGCGGCGAAGACUUGGUUGGGCGGUAUACGUUCAAGACCGAUGGCUGAGUUUGAACUUCGGUCGGAGCUCGCAUAUUCAAGACUGCGACUGGGAUGUUUCUCCUCUCACGACAAGCGAUUUUGGCGACGCGUCGGCACUGAGUGACCAGCCGCCAGUAUCCUAUCACUUCUUGCACUUGGCCUCACUGACCGAGAUCGUGUCGAAGAUUCAGCAAAACAUGUUUUCCGUAAAGGCUACUCGAGUGCUCACCAAGUCUUUGGAGGCCAGUUUCGAAGUCGCAAGACCGUUACGGCUCGAACUUGCCGAAUGGCUCAAAGACCACCCCGACGUUGUCGAGCAGCCUUCUCCAAUUCUCUCCAACGACAGUCUGGACGGCAACGGAAGUCUCAGACUUGCCUACAUCACCGCCAAAGUCGCCGUUUUCAGGGCUCUUCUGAGACCAAAGAGCACUGAAGCUCCGCCCGAGGCACGCGCGGCUUUGCGCGCCGGCGCGAUGGCCGUUGCACGCGAGAUGUACGACUUCCUGGCCAGACUUGGCCCACACCAUCUAGAAGCCUUUUGGCACUCUUACUCAAGGGUCAACUUUGCCAUUGCCAGUAACUUCAUCGUUCUUUUGUUCACACUGUCUCCGACGACGGCUGAUGCGGAGGAUUCUCUUACUUUGUUGACGCAAUGGCGGAGCUUGUUGCGUAUCAAGUCGAGAAGCUGUGAUCUCCUGAAUCUGAGCUUGCUCAGACUGGACGCCAUGUUCGUUGCUGGUCUAGGCCAACUUAUUGACCUGACUGCUCCAGCGGCUGAAGCUGUUUCGAGUCGUAACUUGUGA